Molecule: messenger RNA, 1079 nt
Organism: Pelobates cultripes (western spadefoot toad)
Lineage: Eukaryota; Metazoa; Chordata; Amphibia; Anura; Pelobatidae
Source: the annotation of a GenBank genome assembly
AUACAGCAAUAAAAAUGGACAACUCAAAGAGAAUUUUCCAUUUCAAUAAUCCGAAUGAUGUAGCGGAUAUGAUGAAAAUGCUAGAGGAUAAAUCAGAUGCUGAAAAUAUUUUUAAAGAUUCAGAUGAAAGCGACGAUAGCGUGACUGAAGAUAACAUGGAGAGUUCUGAAUCAGAACAAAACGAUGAAGAAUUCAGCGAUGAUGACAGCACAGAUAAUGCUUCAUAUUUUCUCGGAAUAGACAAGUUUAGUAAAUGGUAUCGAGAUAUUCCCAACAAGAAAAAUCGUGCCACGUCUCAUAAUUUGUUGAAGCAGUUACCAGGUGUUAUAGGCCCCGCAAAGUUAUCGAAAUCUCCAGUUGACUGUUGGAAAUACUUAUUCACUGGAGAUAUUCUGGAUAUCAUUGUAAAAUAUACUAACCAAUAUAUAAAUAUUAUCAAAAAUAAAUAUGGAUGGGAACGAGACGCCAAACUUACUGAUGGCAUUGAAAUAAAAGCUUUCCUAGGUAUAUUAUAUUUGGAUGGAGCUUAUAGAGCCCUGGAUUUAGUGGAAGAACUGAAAGAGAUGAAACUUUCCUAUGUUUGUACAGUAAAGAAAAACAAAAGAGAGCUGCCACCUGAAUUUGUCACAACGAAAUCUAGGGAAGUGUAUUCAAGUAGCUUUGGAUUCAAUCGCAGUACUACAUUAGUAUCAUACGUACCGAAGAAGAACAAAACUGUUAUCCUUGUGACCAGCUUUCAUCACAAUAAAUCUCUUGAUUCAGAAACAGGUGAGAAAAAGAAACCAUCAAUAUUUACAUUUUACAAUUUCACAAAGGGAGGAGUAGACAAUGUUGACAAAAUGUGUGCUAUAUUCAGCAUUGCAAGGAAUAUAAAAUGUUGGCCUAUGAAUAUAUUCUUCACCAUGUUUAAUGUUGCUGGCAUAAAUUUGCAGAUAAUUUAUCUGGGAAAUGAUUUGAAACCAAUAAAGAGGCGUCUAUUUCUGAAGCAGCUUUCUCACGAACUUACGUUAGAUGAACUUCAAAGACGAAGUGAAAAAACAAUUGGCAUUCCGCUGCAUAUUCAAACAAAACUGAAAUGA